AUGGAUCCUAUGCGGCAGCAUUUCCCAGUGAAAGUCACUAUGAAGUCAAAGAUUGAGGCUUUGGAGAUAGAAACAAAAAAGAGACAUGAGUUGUGGUUCAUGGUUAAUGGAACCACAACUAGGUUUGGAAUGAGGGAAUUUGCAUUAAUUACUGGAUUGAACUGCGGGGAGACUCCAAAGCCGGACGUGGUCUUGAAAGCUUCGAAGAAUAUAAGAUUGUUGGAGCAUUUUAAGUCCCACGUAGUACUUGUUGCUGAUUUAAAAAAAUUGCUCACAGGGAAGAAGAUAAAAGGUAGCGAUAAAGCAAAGAUCGCUAUCAUUUAUUUUUUAGCACAAGUAUUAUUAUCUGGGGACGAGAAGAAGACCGUCCCACUGGAUUGGCUGUCUUACGUUGAAGAUUUAGAAUUCUUCAAUAGCUAUCCAUGGGGCAGGGUGUCUUUUGAAUGCACUCUGCGGGCUUUGAAGAAGAACUUGAGAGAGAAAUUCCAGAAAUGGGUUCGGAAAGGACGUAAUAAGAGCAUCAAGGAAACGUACUCAAUAUGCGGGUUUCUUUGGGCCUUUCAGGUGUAA
Molecule: messenger RNA, 570 nt
Organism: Morus notabilis
Lineage: Eukaryota; Viridiplantae; Streptophyta; Magnoliopsida; Rosales; Moraceae
Exons: 3
Coding region: 1-570 (189 amino acids)
Source: RefSeq, a predicted model, not a curated record